Messenger RNA from Adineta ricciae, 693 nucleotides. The record is from the annotation of a GenBank genome assembly. NCBI's taxonomy places the organism in Eukaryota, Metazoa, Rotifera, Eurotatoria, Adinetida, Adinetidae.
AUGAUGAAGGCCUGCAUUAUCGAUGUCAGAUCGAAUCCAUAUGUACCUAAAACUAUCAUUUCAACCAGCGAAAACAUCGAAACUGAGUAUUAUUCGUAUGAUCACUUGACCAACUUACUCGACUGUAAACUGUUAACGAUCAAUCCUUAUCGUUCAUAUUUUCAACAAGUCUAUUCAACAACUAUCAACGAGCAUGAGUUAACCGAUGAUAUGUUAGAUGUUAUCAAGUCUUACACGAACAGUCGAUCAAAUGAGUGUUAUAUAAAAACAAAUAUUAGAUUACUCAGUGCAAAUUAUGAUGAUAUCGAUUGGAUAUAUGUAAACAAACUUCGCUCAUUAAUUCGAGGUUUAAAUCAAUCGAAUUUUAAGUGCGUCUAUUAUCGUGGUUUAACUUUGAGUGAUCGAGAAAUUCAAUAUUAUUUGGAUAAACGGAACGAACACUACUAUACGAACUCGUUUUUAUCAUUUACAAUUGAUCGAUUGUUGGUAUACACAGGUAAUGCGAUUAUUUUAUUGAAAACUGACAAUGCAAGUGAAAAAGCGAAGAAAAAUCUGGCAAAUAUAUGGAAAUGGAGUGCGAUAACUGAAGAAAAAGAAGCUCUAUUAGCGGUUGGAACGAAACUGAAGAUCUUAGAUGUACACUAUUUUGGUUACAAAUGGCAAAUCGAAGUUGAAUUACUUGAAGAUGAUUAA